Messenger RNA from Boeremia exigua, 1547 nucleotides. RefSeq names its product RmlC-like cupin domain-containing protein. Gene Ontology annotation, biological process: oxalate metabolic process. Lineage: Eukaryota; Fungi; Ascomycota; Dothideomycetes; Pleosporales; Didymellaceae. The transcript has 3 exons. The record is from RefSeq and is a predicted model, not a curated record. Bases 41 to 1480 code for a protein of 479 amino acids.
GACUCAGCUGUGCAAAGCAACACGUUCACUCUCUCCCAAAAUGAAGUACUCUCUUGUACACGCUCUGUCGUCCUUGGCUGGCUCAGCCUUCGCACUUCCUGCUCCUCAGGCUACGCCCUCAGGGGCGGUAGGCUCACUGCGCGGUUCUGAAGCAUUGAUCGGCUAUGAAUCAUCAAAUCCUAUCUCCACGGAAUCGACUGUCGUCCCACCUAGUGAAUUUGAGCUUGGGACUGGACAGUCUGCAGAUCCUGACAAAGGUCUUUACAUUGACCUCACCAACGUGAAGAACCCUCAGCCUAUUCGAGGUGGCACGACUGGACCUACAGAUCCUGGCCCAAGAACCGAUGUUUACGAUGCUCUUAACAGCGACAUCUUCGCUCCGCCUGUUACUGAUUCGGGUGACGUGGGGAAUGCAAAGUGGCCUUUCGGCCUAUCGCACAAUCGCCACGGCCUGGCUGGUGCAGGGUGGGCACGGAACCAGAACGUUGGCCAGCUGCCCAUUGCAACAGCGAUGGCAGGCGUCAACAUGCGGCUGAGUCCAAACGCUUAUCGUGAGCUUCAUUGGCACAAGCAGGGCGAGUGGGCUCUUAUGCUCAAUGGUAGCGUCCGUGUUCAGUCGAUGAAUGAAGCUGGCGAAACGUUCGUCGAUGAUGUUACAGAGGGUGAUGUGUGGUUCUUCCCACCCGGAAUCCCGCACUCCAUUCAGGCCUUCGACACCGGGUGUGAGUUCCUACUCGUAUUCGACAGUGGCGAUUUCUCCGAGGACAACACCUUCCUUCUCUCUGAGCUCAUGGAGCGCAAUCCAAAGGAGGUCCUAGCCAAGAACUUCCGCACGACAACCAAGACGUUCGACAAUCUGCCGGAGGGUCAGCUUUGGAUCUUUCCAGGCACUCCAGCACCUAAGAAUAUAAGCGAACAGAAUGUCACGGGUUCCGCUGGUAUCAUCCCCAAGCAGACACAGUACACGUACCACUUUUCCCAGCAGCAGCCACUGAAGGUCCCAGGUGGAUCUAUCAAGAUCCUCGACCCCACUACGUUUCCUAUUGCCGACACCUUCUCGACUGCACUGAUCACCAUCGAGCCUGGCGCGAUGCGCGAGAUGCACUGGCACACCACUUCUGACGAGUGGACAUACUUCCUCCAGGGUUCGGCUCGCCUCACAGUGUAUCAAGCACCUAGUUCCUCGCGCACAUUUGACUUUACUGCUGGCGACGUCGGAUACGUACCUGUCCCGAAUGCACACUACCUCGAGAACACCGGUAAUGAGACUUUGAUCUUCCUUGAGGUGUUGCAGGCAAGCACAUACUCUGACAUCAGUGUCAACCAGUGGCUGGGCCUUACGCCCAAGCAGAUUGUGAAGGACCAUUUGAAGGUUAGCGACGACUUUUUGGCUACGCUGAAAAAAGACAAGCAGUUCAUUGUGCCGGGAAACCCUGAUCUGACAACUACUGACUUUACACCUGCUGCUGGUGGUUCUUAGAAGAGUUAGAUUGUAUGAUAUACAAAUGAUAAGAGAGGCCAAAGUACAUAAAGCAUGUGAAUUAUAU